AUGGAGGCUCAUGAAUUGAGCGACCAGGAAGAUUUGGAGAAAAAAGCAAAAUACAAGCGAUUGAUGCAUCUGUUGAAUCAAAGUCAUUUCUACGCAAAAUUCUUAUCGCAGAAAAUUGAAGCUUCCAACAUGAAAGAGGCCCAGAGGAAAGAGGCUAUGAAAAAAGCAGAAGAAAAGAAAACAAGUCUCCAGUCACGCAGUUUAAAAGAGCUAAAUAACAGUCCUUCACAGAAAACAACACCAACAAGGAGAGGUUCAAAGAAAAGACAACUUAUAACUGAUUUCAUUGAUACUAAGACUAUUCAAAGUGCCAAGAAGAGAAGGAUUGAGAAAGAUAACAUUUUAAAGCCUGUCGAACUGCCAGAAGUGACAUCCGGAUUUCGCAUCAACUCUAUGGGACUGGAAGUUCCUGAUAACCAGCCUGAACUGUUUGAAGGAGGGGUGCUGAGACAGUACCAGUUGCAGGGAUUGGAAUGGAUGAAGACACUUUUUGAAAAUGGAAUAAACGGAAUUUUAGCUGAUGAAAUGGGCUUAGGUAAGACUGUCCAAGUGAUAGCUCUGAUAUGCCACUUGGUUGAGUGUGGCAUCACUGGACCCUUCCUCAUCGUGGCUCCUUUAUCUACUCUCCCCAACUGGGUGAUGGAGUUCGAGAGAUUCGCCCCUCAGCUUCCAGUUGUUCUAUUUCAUGGAUCUAAGUAUGAGCGCCCCUUAAUGUACAAAAAACUGAGAACUAAGGUAAAAAUCAACGGAAUGUCCAUAGCCCCCAUUAUACUUACUUCGUACCAAGUGCCUCUCAAGGAAAAUAAAUUCAUGUCUACAUUCAGCUGGAGAUACAUCAUCGUGGACGAAGGUCAUGCUUUGAAAAACGCAAACACCCAACUUUCCAGAUGCCUGAGAGGGUUCAGGUCGGUAAACCGCCUGCUGUUGACUGGUACACCGCUCCAGAACAACCUCAAGGAGCUGUGGGCACUUCUCAACUUCCUGCUGCCUGAGGUGUUUGACGACCUGGCUGCGUUCCAGGCUCUGUUUGAUAUCGAGGCUGUCACGUCCACAGAGACGGGUCAGUCCAUCCUACAGAAAGAGGCGGAAAUGAACAUCCUCUCCACCCUCCAUCAGAUGUUGACACCGUUUUUGUUACGACGACUGAAGACCGAUGUGGAGCUCAAUUUGCCACCAAAGAAGGAAGUCUUGGUAUUUUGCCCCAUGACUGACCUACAGAUGGAGUUGUACAGAGCCACUAUUGACGGUGUCAUUGAGUGUCUACUCAAGUCAGAGAAUAAAAAAGAAGAAGCUAUUGAAAAUCCUGAUGGGACGAAAAAGAAGAGGAAAUGUGCUGAGAAAAAAAGAGAUUAUAGUUUUAAAGAUUUUGAUUGGUUCGGUGAGAAACCUUCUCCAAAAGAAGAACAGCCCCCCACUCCUGUGGUGGAGGACAGUGGUGUGGUGACGAUGUUGCGUAUGGCCAAUCCGGAGAUGCAGCUGCGGAAAAUCGCCAACCACCCGUAUUUGGUGCAGAUGCCAGUGGAGGUUGUGGACGGGCAGAAACUGAUGGUCAGCAGCGAGGACAUUGUUACCAACAGCGGCAAGAUGCUGACACUGAGUGCCAUGCUCCUCAAACUGCGUGAGCGUGGCCACAAGGUGUUGAUCUUCUCAUUUUUCAAAGUCAUGCUGAACCUGAUUGAAGAGUUUGCGAUAAUGCGCAAAUAUCCGUACGUUCGGCUCGACGGAGACGAUGGAAUUGAGGAGCGGAAGGCAAACAUCAGAACGUUCAACACUGAUCCUGACAUGUUUUUGUUCUUGAUCACUACAAGAGCAGGAGGUCUAGGCCUGAACCUUACUUCUGCCGAUACAGUCAUCAUAUUUGACAGCGACUAUAAUCCUCAAGUCGACCUGCAAGCAAUGGACAGGUGCCACCGCAUCGGCCAGAAGAAACCAGUCAUGGUGUAUCGUUUUCUCAGCAAGGGAACUGUGGAUGAAAAAAUUCUGAACAGUGCAACUGGAAAACGGAAGUUGGAGAAAGUUGUCAUCAAAAAAGGAUUGUUCAAAUUGAAUACUGUCAGCAAAAAGGCCCUAAAUGACCUUGAAGAGUUAAAACAGCUGUUGGAGAGCGCAGAUCAUCACAAAACUGUGCAGUCCAACGGACUGGUGAUGACUGAUGAAGAACUAGAGGAGCUACUGGAUCGCAGUGAAACAGCCGAGAAUGAAGGUUCACGUUUCAAAAUCAUCAAAUCAGAAGCAGCGACUAAUUAAAUAAGUGAUCCUAGUUCAUUAUUUGGCUGUUAUAAAUGUGUACAGAACGUUUUUAGAAAAGGAUUUAUAUUGUACCUGAAAAUUGAGGCACCAAAACUAGUUUCGGUGUGUAAUAAGUAUGAAUGUUGUGUUGUUAAACGCUUGCGUACAAUGUGUAUUUUUUAUCUGAUGACCAAGUCACGUAAAAUAGGUUUUUACUUGUUAUAAUCUAAAUUUUAGUUUGACCUCAAUAUGUAUCGCUAACUUAUUUAAAUACUUUGAACUGUUUAUGUUAUAAAACACAAUAAAAUGUUUACCUUUAUAAAAUGGAUUCUAAAUAAAUUAUUCUACGAUGUCUGUUUUUUGACGUAUACUGUUUAUUUUAGGAUAUUGAAUGUCACCAACAUACAUGAUCAUGUGAUAUGUAACAUAGUUCUGAUAGUAUGUCUAGUACAUUAAUAUGACUUGUUAUUAUGUCCCUGCACGUGGCGUUAAUUGCCCAAUAAUUAAGUUUGGAUAAUUCAUUUAGUGUCUAUAAAGAGAAAAUUACCUGGACUAGAUUCAGUUGAACUUCAUUAGGACCACAUUCAUGUAUAUAACCUGUUCAAGAGUUUCAGGUGUCUAAUAAAUAUUUCAUAUAUUAAGUGAAACGACGUUAAAAUAAAAAUGUUGUAUUGUAUACCUAAGAACCUAUUCUUGAGAUCCUCAUUUCUCAAAAAUGUACACCAUUUUAUAAUAAAUAUUUUUAUUCAUUCUUAAUCUUCUUAAAGGAGUUCUGUGUUUUUCCUUAUUCUGGAUUAAAUAUAUAAAAUUGAUAAACCCAAGGUUUUUUUUUUCAAUUAAAAAUAAAUUUAAAUACAAUUUUUAAAACAAUCUAAUGUGUGUGUAUUUAUAUAAUUGAAAUACAUUAUUUUAUUUGAGUAGAGUUUAAGUUAUACUAUUUGAACUAAUUUAGUUUGAAUCUGCUUUGAUUGAUUCUUUAGAUUUAAAUUAAAGAAAAACAUCACUUGGUUUUAAUUUAAUCUGAAUGUUUCGUUGUAUUUUCUUGUUUUCAUUUUGUUUUUCUUGGGCUAUUUACCUUUAUUAUGUUUAAGUUAUGCCUUAAACUGAACAAAAAUAAGUAUCUACACUAUUUAAAAAUAACUGUAUUUGUUUUUGCAAUUUUGUUCUCAUAAUGAUGUGUAAUAAAUUAUUAUUAACAGUUAUAUUAUAUUGCACUUUGUCUUGUAGUACUUGUUUUUUUAUAAAUAGUUAUUCUCAUCGUAUCUGGAGAAUUGCGUGCUCAAUUUGCAAAACUUUUCUAUAAUGAAAUUUGACAAUAAAUUAAUACUAAGUUUAAAAUGAAACAUUUGAGUCGAUCCUUAGAAUUUGAAGAUUUUCGAGGAUAGAAUUUUAAAAGUAUAUAAUGUUAAAAGCAAUGUCAACAAAGAAAAGUGUUUAACACACUGACAAACGAUCGGGUAGAAAACAUGUUUGAGAAGAAAAACAUGACAGAGAAACACUGUGGGCUUGUAAAUAAGUAAUUUUCUGUAUUAUUUUCAAGGCGAUAUUAUUAUGGGUUCAAACUGGUUGUUAGGUCAAAAAUUUCAACUUAUUACGUAAACUAAGGCAAAAUUCUACUUUUCUCAACAUGUUUUAACUUCCUCCUACUCUUUUGAAGGUCAUACCAGAAGAGCUAUGUUAAACAUUUUGUAUUUAUUAUUGAAUUGCUCUAAAAACAUUUGUUUUUGUAAAUGAAUAUUGGAUUAUGAAUAUGUAUUUAUUUAUUUUAAUGUGGUUAUAGAUAUAUUUACAUUCUUUUAAACUAAAAGUCCAUACAACAAAUAUCCAAAUCUGGAAAUAAUUUUCCCCACGACUAAUUGAACAGGUCAUUUUUGAGGCGUUAUAUUUAUUUCCAUGUAUAUUUAAAUAUUAUAGAUUAAUAUAUUCCAUUGAUUUAACCUUGUGAUUUGUUCUCAUUCUGUAUUUGUAUUGAAUAAUUUUUUUUCAAUACUCAGAAUGUUAUUAAUUUUAUUGCAAAGAAAGUACAGCUGGAAAAGUUUGUGGCAUGUACUGUAAAGACCCUCAUACCUCAAUGUUAUGUUUGUUAUCAAACCUAAAAAUCAUUAUUUUAAGACAAUUGUUUGCUCACUUUCAACUAAAAAUAUUCUUAGUAUUAUAAUUAAGAACCGUAAUUUAUACAGUGUUAUUUAUUGUUUCUUGUGAUUUUGUUUGCAUUUUGUAAUAAAUACUUGUUUUGUA
Molecule: messenger RNA, 4467 nt
Organism: Homalodisca vitripennis (glassy-winged sharpshooter)
Lineage: Eukaryota; Metazoa; Arthropoda; Insecta; Hemiptera; Cicadellidae
Product: lymphocyte-specific helicase-like
Exons: 14
Coding region: 1-2247 (748 amino acids)
Biological process (GO): DNA methylation-dependent constitutive heterochromatin formation; pericentric heterochromatin formation; lymphocyte proliferation
Cellular component (GO): pericentric heterochromatin; nucleus
Molecular function (GO): ATP binding; ATP-dependent chromatin remodeler activity; chromatin binding
Source: RefSeq, a predicted model, not a curated record